Otolemur garnettii (small-eared galago) is the source of this 3795-nucleotide messenger RNA. It is a transcript of the gene LMO3, whose product is annotated as LIM domain only 3. Gene Ontology annotation, biological process: positive regulation of transcription by RNA polymerase II. Bases 553 to 990 code for a protein of 145 amino acids. Gene Ontology annotation, molecular function: transcription coactivator activity; DNA-binding transcription factor binding. Gene Ontology annotation, cellular component: nucleus. NCBI's taxonomy places the organism in Eukaryota, Metazoa, Chordata, Mammalia, Primates, Galagidae. The record is from RefSeq and is a predicted model, not a curated record. The transcript has 4 exons.
CACACGAGAGCGAGCGAGGGAGCCAGCGAGAGAGGGAGGGAGAGAAGGGAAGGAGAGCCGGGAGGGGUGGGGGCGAGAGGUAAAUAGUCUUAAAUCGGAAGGGAGCUGCUUCUCUGUGGUCUUGACAAGCGCUGCCUGGGCUCCGCCGGCUGAGUAAUAACUGAGUGACCUUUUCUUUGCCUGUAUUAUGUCUGGCUGGGAAGGGAUUGCAUUUUGCAGCUGAGAGCCGGGGCUGCCUUCAGCUCGGCUCCUCUCACGCUGCUGGGGUAAGUUGUUUUGAGCCAGGACGGAGAGAGACAGCCUCGGAUGGCAGUUGCCUAAAGGAGGACACCUGUGGCUCGGAUGCGGUCAACACCAUUACUUGGCGGAUCCUUGAGGACCUCAUUAUUUUAAACUUAAAGAAAAAAAGAAAUAGAGAUUCCCUCCGCCGUCUUUUUUUUUUUUUUCAAACAAUGCUUCUUUUUGACCUUUCCCAAGGAGAAGCGCUACAAAGCGGCCACCGUGCUCACUGAACGGCCUCCCCCUGUAUCGUUUAAUUGAGAAGGUAUACAAAUGCUCUCAGUCCAGCCAGACACCAAGCCGAAAGGUUGUGCUGGCUGCAACCGAAAGAUCAAGGACCGGUAUCUUCUAAAGGCACUGGACAAAUACUGGCAUGAAGACUGCCUGAAGUGUGCCUGCUGUGACUGUCGCUUGGGAGAGGUGGGCUCCACCCUGUACACUAAAGCUAAUCUUAUCCUUUGUCGCAGAGACUAUCUGAGGCUCUUUGGUGUAACGGGAAACUGUGCUGCCUGUAGUAAGCUCAUCCCUGCCUUUGAGAUGGUGAUGCGUGCCAAGGACAAUGUUUACCACCUGGACUGUUUUGCAUGUCAGCUUUGUAAUCAGAGAUUUUGUGUCGGAGACAAAUUUUUCCUAAAGAAUAACAUGAUCCUUUGCCAGACGGACUACGAGGAAGGUUUAAUGAAAGAAGGUUAUGCACCCCAGGUCCGCUGAUCUGUCAACAUCACCCCGUUAAGAAUACAAAGCACUACGUUCUUUUAUCUUUUUUGCUUCACAUGUGUAUAAGAAUUGACGCAGGAACCUACUGAAUAGCGUAGAUAUAGGGAAGCAGGAUGGUUACAUGGAAUAAAAGGCGGACUGCAUCUGUAUGUAGUGAAAUUGCCCCAGUUCAGAGUUGAAUGUUUAUUAUUAAAGAAAAGAAGUAAUGUACAUAUUGCUGGAUUUUUUUGCUUGCUAUUUGUUUUUGUGUCACUUGGCAUGAGAUGUUUAUUUUGGACUAUUGUAUAUAAUGUAUUGUAAUAUUUGAAGCACAAAUGUAAUACAGUUUUAUUGUGUUACUAUUUGUGUUCUGUUUGCUUCUUUGUAUUGUUGCAUUUAGUACAAUCAGUGUUUCCACUUAAUGUAUAUUUAUGCUUUCUGUAUCUACCAGCUAUUUUAAAUGAGCUGUAACUUUCUAGUAAAGAACUGAAGAGCAAAUCUCACUAAUGAUACACAGACAGAUAGAGCAAGUCUAUCAACAGUAAAAAAUAAACGAUAAAGACACACACAAAGCAUUUUAGUGACAUCCACUACUUAUUGCCAGUAUGAUUUAGGGUCUUAUCAGUGUUCUUGUUAUCACCCCCUAUUUUCAGGGGGUCAAAAAUCAGCUUUAAAAAAAUGCAUAAAAAUUUCAUCUUAAAGCACUUUCAUUUUAUACCAACAUGAAAAGUGCCAUUUUUAGAAUAACUUUAAAGCUUAGUGGUUAUCCUUUUAAUAUCCUUUUCUUUCCCUACACGGUAACUUUGCUUUGCUUUUUCAGUCACACCCCUUAUGUGAACCAGUGCCUUUGGGUAGCGCAUAAAAUUCUUCCAAAAGGUUACUUUUAAAAAGUGUUACCACAAUUAUGAGAUCAUUUUAAAAUGGUAAAUUAAAUUUCUUAUAUAAAUUUUACCCAGCACUCCCUAAGAGCUAAGGCUUUAAUAACUUUAUGGCUUAAUAAAUGAAUGGCACUGAAAAGAUCUGAGUGUGAAUCUAUUGAAAUCACGGAAAUGCACACUGAAGCCAUGAAGGCAUUUGAACAGUGAAGUUACUUAGGACCAGAGCAACACUUUGCUCGCAGAAUCUUCUAGAAGAAACAAGGGGAUUGAUAAAAAACUGAGAACUGGGGUGAUUAUAUAUUUUUCGGUAUUUCCCUGCUGUUUAUUUUCAUGUUCAAAAGUGAAUGCUUUAAGUUUGAGGUGUUUAACUUUACUCAUUGUUCGAAAUGAUUGCCAACUUAGAACAUCACAGACAGGCUGAAAUCUGCCCUUCCACUUCUUAAAGGUGAAACAUCCCUUUACCUACAUGAUAGCAGAUAAAGAAGAAAGCUCAAGAAACAGAAAUUAUGGAGAAAGAUUAUUUAAAGUACAAUUAAGGAAAUAAAAAUGAGACUAUGAUCCCCUCUUCUGGGUUGCUUACAUUUUACUUCUCUGCUUCUGCUUCCUGUAAUAAAAAUACUUUUCAACUAAGCAACUUCUACAUGGGCACAAUGAACUAUAUUUUUACUAUAGCAAAUAGUGCUAUGGUUUUUCUUUGUCUUUAUUUUUUCUCAAUCAUUUGUAUAGGAAACAGUGUUUUCUGGUGUUAUUUGCAUACAUAGUUUCUCCCGCCAAUACAUGCAUUACAGAAAAUUAAAUGUUAUAUCUGAAUUUUUGGUUUGGGGCCAAAAUAGGAAGCUGACUAUAAUGCUGGUGUGGAUUUGAGCUGUUUUAAAACAAUGCUUUCUUAUGAACUUGCAUGUGAAUCUGGAUAUUGCCUCUUAUUUUCAAGACAAUGGUUCUGUGAAAAGUGAAUGAUAUGUAUUUUUACAAACGCCUCAUGGUCAAGAGUGUUCACAUCUCAUGUCCCCCCAGUUGGAGGUAGAUGGAAGGAAGAAUUUCAGAAACAGCUAUUUGGGGCCCACAGACAGAACUGUCAUUUUAGCCUUGGAGCCUUACAUUUGUUUUCCGAGAAGACUCGUAUAGCCAAAAACAAAGCAAGACAAAAUGAAAAUGGGAAGGGGUGAGAUAAGUGAGAAGUGGUUUUCAUAACGCAGCCCUGCUCGUUCUUAUUAAUAGCUGUUUGAAGUUCAUGUGGAUGUAAAAUUUUAAUUGUCAGUAUCUUUCUCAGAUGAUCUUUUUUUAGAUUUAAAUGGUUUUCAUGUUUAUUGAUGUGUCAAAAUACUUGUGAAUCGGGGAAAAACUUCUCUCAGCUUCUCGAAGCUGCUCAACCGUCCUUGCCACCCAAACAAGAUUUUUUCGCUACUUUUUUCUCUUAAUUAAUACUUCGGGAGUUAACUCUCACGCUUUUUACUACGGACAAAAUUACUCACCUGAAUUAAAGAUUAAGGCCUUAAUCUGUUUAGAUUAUUUUUAAUCUCUAUGGAAUUGUAGAACAAGACGGGAAUAAUUUCAGCCGUAGGCCAUUUCUACAGUUAAUUGUCCAUAAACAGUAGCAUUUUUUACCUACAGUACUAAACUAAUUGUCUUGACUACUCAAAGCCCCUGAAUUGUUAACUUUCCUCUCUGUGUUGCGUAGCCCUGAUGUCAUUUAGCUUGCUAUCGGAUGCUUCUAAUAGGACACCUGUUUUGAUUUCGCAAGCAGUGAAAUCCCUCCCUCCUUAGCAUCUCAUAUAGGCUAAGGGGGAGGACCAGGCACCCCCCACACACACACCAGAGUGCUGAGUUUAAAAGCUGACCUGUGUUUGUAAUUUCGCUUUCAUCUUGCUUAAUAAAUAUCUGCUGAAUUCUUUCACCUUUUUAUAUUUGGAUUUAUGUUUUUAAUAAAAGGGGUAUUAUACUA